UUCCUACCCGCCGCCAUUAUGAACAUCCGCAGUGCUCGGCCUGACGACCUGAUGAACAUGCAACACUGCAACCUCCUCUGCCUCCCCGAGAACUACCAGAUGAAAUACUAUUUCUACCAUGGCCUUUCCUGGCCCCAGCUCUCCUACAUCGCUGAGGACGAGGAUGGGAAGAUUGUAGGCUAUGUCCUGGCCAAAAUGGAGGAAGACCCCGACGAUGUCCCCCACGGACAUAUCACCUCGCUGGCGGUGAAGCGCUCGCACCGGCGCCUCGGCCUGGCCCAGAAGCUGAUGGACCAGGCCUCCCGGGCCAUGAUCGAGAACUUUAGUGCCAAGUACGUGUCCCUGCACGUCAGGAAGAGUAACCGGGCAGCCCUGCACCUCUAUUCUAACACCCUCAACUUUCAGGUUAGUGAGGUGGAACCGAAGUACUAUGCAGACGGGGAAGAUGCGUAUGCCAUGAAGCGGGACCUCUCGCAGAUGGCAGAGGAGCUGAGACGGAAGCUGGAUCUAAAGGAGAAGGGCGGGCUCCUGGUGCUGAGUUCCCGGGAGAGCCAGGAGACCCAGGGUGGCACGCUUUCUGGUCCUGGAGACGUCUGUCAGGAGAACCUGGUUGCUGAUAGUGGCAGUGACAGCAAAGAUCCGAACGAGUCCGCAGGGAGCACCGAUGUCCAGGACAGUUCAGAAGACGCGGAUUCCGCAUCCUAG
Otolemur garnettii (small-eared galago) is the source of this 705-nucleotide messenger RNA. RefSeq names its product N(alpha)-acetyltransferase 11, NatA catalytic subunit (gene NAA11). Gene Ontology annotation, cellular component: NatA complex. The coding region runs from base 19 to 705 and encodes 228 amino acids. Gene Ontology annotation, biological process: N-terminal peptidyl-glutamic acid acetylation. The record is from RefSeq and is a predicted model, not a curated record. The transcript has a single exon. Gene Ontology annotation, molecular function: protein N-terminal-serine acetyltransferase activity; protein-N-terminal-glutamate acetyltransferase activity. NCBI's taxonomy places the organism in Eukaryota, Metazoa, Chordata, Mammalia, Primates, Galagidae.